CCAAAAUUUCCAAUUGGCGCGGUCAUCGACCACCGAAGUAGCAACCUUCGACUGUCCUGUGAGCGAAAUUGCCGGCCCGAAAGCCAAGCCCACUCCCCGCCUUCCUCUGGCACCGAGGUCACCCUGAUGACCGUCGCCUGGCGGAUAUGAGUCAAUUUAAGAUAGGCCGCCUUUUGGCGCCGGACCUAGUCCGACCUCUCUCCAAGACUGUGUACCCGACGACGACAACAAUCGUCCCAUUAUGGACCCGACUGUUCUCCCAAUCCUCCCCCGCAGGCGACGGCUGGAACCCUCCUCAACAUCCAUCGGCCCAGCAAAACGGUGCCCCACCAGCGCAAACAUGGCAUCGACUCGUGAAGAGCGUCAUGGGAGGCGCUCUGGCCGGGCGCUCGGCUACAUCGAACCUCGCGGAGGAUGUCACAGGGACGCUGCCGAUUGAAGAGGAGGAGGACAGCCACGAGCCCUACCACUUCCACAUUUACAGCCACAAGCACAAUACCCACAUCACGCUCACCAAGCCAAACCGGGACGCCAUCCUCUCCUUGUCGUGCGGCAACAUUGGCUUCAAGAAAUCCGGGCGCAAGCACUACGACUCGGCGUACCAACUGGGCGCGUAUUUCAUAGACAAGAUGCACCAGAAAGGCCUGGUCAAGAAGAUCAAUAAGCUCGAGGUGGUUUUGCGAGGUUUCGGCGCGGGCAGAGAGGCUGUGGUGAAGGUGCUUAUGGGGAACGAGGGCAAACUGUUGCGGGGUAAGAUUGUGCGGGUGUCAGAUUCGACAAGACUCAAGUUUGGUGGCACCCGGAGCAAGAGAAAGAGGAGAUUGGGUUAAACAGUUGGCGCGUGAUGAGUGGUGGGUUGGCCUUUGCGGAAUCCAAGGGGGCAUAUAUGGCGCCGGAUGGCUGGGUGGAGGUCACGGAUUCGCGGAUCCGAUGCUCGUGUACAUCUGUAACUAUACUGCAAACAAUUAUUCGAACCACUCACUGCGCACCUUGAGCGAAGCCUACACAUGUCUGCCUGUCAAUACCAACUGCAUUUUACAACUGAGUGGCUGGCACGGGCUUCUAGAUGCUUGCAGCUGGGUUGAAGGCGCGGCACCGGAC
Messenger RNA from Chaetomium strumarium, 1101 nucleotides. RefSeq lists its product as uncharacterized. The record is from RefSeq and is a predicted model, not a curated record. Gene Ontology annotation, cellular component: ribosome; mitochondrial small ribosomal subunit. Gene Ontology annotation, molecular function: structural constituent of ribosome. The coding region runs from base 147 to 830 and encodes 227 amino acids. Gene Ontology annotation, biological process: mitochondrial translation. NCBI's taxonomy places the organism in Eukaryota, Fungi, Ascomycota, Sordariomycetes, Sordariales, Chaetomiaceae. The transcript has a single exon.